Molecule: messenger RNA, 540 nt
Organism: Folsomia candida
Lineage: Eukaryota; Metazoa; Arthropoda; Collembola; Entomobryomorpha; Isotomidae
Product: ctenidin-3
Exons: 3
Coding region: 76-306 (76 amino acids)
Source: RefSeq, a predicted model, not a curated record
GUUACGUCACAACAGUUUCAACAUCCCAACCUUAAUUAUCAAUCUGCUUUAUAGCAAGAAAGCUAAACGUACAAAAUGAACAUUUACAACUUCUUGAUCCUCCUCGUUUCCAUGAUUUGCAUGGUUCUCGGAUCAGAAACCAGUAAUGGAGGUGGAUCUAAAGGUGCGGCUACCCGAGUGAAGCGUGGUCAUGGAGGUGGUGGUGGUCAUGGACAUGGUCCAGGCCGAGGGGGAGGAGCUGCAGGUCCAGUCUACUUUUGCGGUUAUGUCGGGAAGACGGAAGGCUAUGGCGGAUACGGCAAAUAGGCGCGGUCAUCAACGGACGCAGAACCCAAAUGGAUGAUAAAGAAUAAGUUGGCAGUGGGUCUAAAAAACAUCAAUUAAUGUUUUUUGCUUACUCAACACUUCACAAAUUAUACAUAUUAACCUAUCAUUUCUGAGAAUUUGUCAAUGCUGUGUUCAACUUGUUGUUAUUUUAAAGAUAAAUCGUUUAAUUGUAAAUUCUACGCUCUGGGAAUAAAUACCUCAUUAUAUGUGCAA